AUGACGGAUAACCGAUGCGUCUGUCCGCGAUGCCUUCAUCCAUCGUGUCCUCUGCCGUACGCGGAACCACCGUACGACGAAGUGGCGCACGAAAUCGACAACAACUUCAUAUCCGUGAAAAUACCGAAAAACAGAGGGAAAUUUGAAGCCGAAGGUACACGGCAGCAACAAGACAAAUCGAGCUUCGACUUUAAUUGCGCGGAUUCCGAAGGUGAAAAAUGCAAGCCAGGCUGUACGAAGGUGCACGUGAUACCGGAUCAGAAUCCACCGGCGAGAAAGCCCGACGAGGAGAUACUUUCGUUGAAGGCUAUAAGGCACAUUAUGCCAAACGACAACCUAAAGAACAUUCUCGAAAUUGAAUUUAAGGCGCCGCGAAAUUACAUUCCUCUGCCAGAACUCGGACCGACUCCUCCCAUAAUUGUACCGAAGCAGCCUAUUUGGAGAAGGGGCAAGGCCACGCGCAAAAGGAACAAGUAAG
Molecule: messenger RNA, 478 nt
Organism: Bombus pyrosoma
Lineage: Eukaryota; Metazoa; Arthropoda; Insecta; Hymenoptera; Apidae
Exons: 2
Coding region: 1-477 (158 amino acids)
Source: RefSeq, a predicted model, not a curated record